This is a messenger RNA of Archocentrus centrarchus (flier cichlid), 1820 nucleotides long. RefSeq names its product paramyosin-like. The transcript has a single exon. The coding region runs from base 151 to 1482 and encodes 443 amino acids. The record is from RefSeq and is a predicted model, not a curated record. NCBI's taxonomy places the organism in Eukaryota, Metazoa, Chordata, Actinopteri, Cichliformes, Cichlidae.
AUUGUUGCUGAGCUGGUCCAGGUCGAAAGCCAGAGAGAUGAACAAAAGUAGGAGAUUUUACAUCUUCUGAAUUCUAUCACAGAUCUUGAAGGCCAAUGGGCAAAGGCUGAAAAAGAUAAAUGGGCCCAAGUGCAGUCUGUGGAGGCAAAGAUGGAGGCAGAGAUUAAAAGACUGAAUUCUGCACUGCAUGAUCUUCAGGAAAAGCACGAUUCUCUCCUGGAUGACAACAAGAGCAUUGCUGCUGAGCUGGUCCAGGUUGAAAGCCAGAGAGAUGAACAAAAGAAGGAGAUUUUAAAACAUGUAAAAGCUAUCACAGAUCUUGAAGACCAACGGGCAAAGGCUGAAGAUGAUAAAUGGGCCCAAGUGGAGUCUGUGGAGGCAAAAAUGCAGGCAGAGAUUGAAAGACUGAACUCUGCACUGCGUGCUCUUCAAGAAAAGCGCGAUUCUCUCCUGGAUCAGAACAAGCGUGUUAUUGAUGAGCUGUUCCGGGUUAAAAGCCAGAAAGGUGAACAAAAGGAGGAGAUUUUAAGGCUUAUGAAAGCUAACAGAAACCUUGAAGACCAAUGGGUAAAGGCUGAAAAAGAUAAGCAGGCCCUAGUGGAGUCUGUGGAGGCAAAAAUGCAGGCAGAGACUGAAAGACUGAACUCUGUACUGCAUGAUCUUCAAGAAAAGCAUGAUUCUCUCCUGGAUCAGGACAAGAGCAUUGUUGCUCAUCUGGUCCAGGUCGAAAGAAAGAAAGAUGAACAACAGAAGGAGAUUUUACAGCUUGUGAAUUCUAUCACAGAUCUUGAAGGCCAAUUGAAAAAGGCUGAAAAAGAUAAAUGGGCCCAAGUGGAGUCUGUGGAGGCAAAGAUGGAGGCAGAGAUUAAAAGACUGAAUUCUGCACUGCAUGAUCUUCAGGAAAAGCACGAUUCUCUCCUGGAUGACAGCAAGAGCAUUGUUGCUCAUCUGGUCCAGGUUGAAAGCCAGAGAGAUGAACAACAGAAGGAGAUUUUAAAGCUCAUGAAAUCUAACAGAGACCUUGAAGACCAACAGGCAACGGCUGAAGAAGAAAUAAUGCAGAAGGAAAAUGAACUAGAAAAACAGAGCAGAAUAAUUGCAGAUAAGCAGGAGCAGAUAAAUGAUCUGAAUAAAGACAGAGAGAUUACAGGACGGAUAACCGAAGAUCUUAAGGAUCAGCUGAGUUUGCUCCAGCAGGAACAGACAUUGGCUGAUUUAAGAGAGGUAUGCGAAACUGCAGCAUCUGAAGAAAUGGAGGAUCCUGUUGCAAACCUGCCUCCUAACAUGGUUCAAAAUAGUGGUUCAUGGUCUCACUGUGCCAAACGCCUACUUAAAGUAGGUUCAGGUCUAAUUCCUGCAGGUAUUGUGUCAGCCUCAGUGUAUUACAGCUACAACGCACGUACCGAUUAUUCUCCUUGGGACAUCGUCAACAAUCUCUUCAAUCCCUACCGCAAAUUUGAAUAUAUACCACCUCCCUUUUAAAGAAUGGAAUGGUGUUUUCCAUCUACAGUCCAGAGAGCCUUAUGUUGCUUAUAUUAUGCAAGUGAAAGUAGAUGUGUGUGUGUUCUUUUCCCCUUACCCCCAACCAGUCACAGCAGAUGACUGCCCCGCCCUGAGCCUGGAUCUGCUGGAGGUCUCUUCUUGUUAAAGGGAGUUUUUCCUUCCCACUGUCACCAAGUGCUUGCUCAUAGGAGAUCAUUUGAUUGUUGGGGUGCAAUACUAGUCAAAAGUUUUGACACACUCACCCAUGGGUGUGUCCAAACUUUUGACUAACUGUAUGGGAUUGAACUGAAUUGGCUUGAAAAACUGAAGAACUCAGG